Messenger RNA from Coturnix japonica (Japanese quail), 2308 nucleotides. It is a transcript of the gene VGLL2, whose product is annotated as vestigial like family member 2. Gene Ontology annotation, cellular component: nucleus. NCBI's taxonomy places the organism in Eukaryota, Metazoa, Chordata, Aves, Galliformes, Phasianidae. Gene Ontology annotation, biological process: regulation of DNA-templated transcription. The record is from RefSeq and is a predicted model, not a curated record.
GCGACGGGAGGGAGCCGCGCUGCGUGGGGGGGAGGCAGAGCCGGGGGGGACCUCAGCGCGGCGCGGUCUCACCCCUCAAUCACUCCUCCCACAGUGAGCCGUGCCUCUUAACCCCCGGGAUCCUCCCUCCCGCCGAGCACUGCUCCGCUCUGCAGAACGCGAGUUGAUGUCCGAAAAACGAAUUAACGGCCUCGGACAGCCAUGAGCUGUCUGGAUGUUAUGUACCAAGUGUAUGGUCCCCCCCAGACGUACUUCGCCGCAGCCUAUAGCCCCUACCCGCAGAAACUCGCCUUGUACUCCAAAAUGCAAGAAGCCCCGGAGAGCGGCAGCAGCGCCGGCGCCAGCAGCUCCUUCUCCAGCCACGCCGCCGCCAGCAUCAAGGAGGAGGAGUGCAGCCCCGAGAAGGAGAGGCCCCCAGAGGCUGAGUACAUCAGCUCCCGGUGCGUCCUCUUUACCUACUUCCAGGGGGACAUCAGCGCCGUGGUGGACGAGCACUUCAGCCGGGCGCUCAGCCAGCCCAGCAGCUUCUCGCUUGGCAGCGCCAAGGCGGCGCGGAACGCCGGCUCCUGGCGGGAUGGCUCCUUCCCGAUGAGCCAGCGCAGCUUCCCCCCAUCCUUCUGGAACAGCGCCUACCAGCCCUCCUCAGUCCCUGUCACCCUUAGCAGCCCCCUGGCCACCCACAGCGAGCUGCCCUUCACCACCACGGACCCCUAUGCCCCAGCCUCCCUGCAUGGCCACCUACAUCAGGGCAGUCCUGAGGCCUGGCAUCAUGCCCACCACCACCACCACCACCAUCCCUACCUUGGGACACAGAGCACAGCCUACCCUCGCCCCACAGCCAUGCACGAAGUCUACGGUCCUCACUUUGACCCUCGCUAUGGUUCCCUGCUGGUGCCCACUGCCUCUGUCCGCCCCCACCGCCUCACCCCCGCCGCCAUGCCCACACCAGUCAGCCCACCCUGUGAGCUGAGCAAGGGCGAGGCGGGCCCUACUGCUGCCUGGACGACAUCGGGAGCCUUCCCCAAUGCAGCGGGAGAUGUGGCACAGAGCCUUGGCCUCAACGUGGAUGCAGGCAAGCAAGGGCAAUGUGUCACCCACUCCACAUAUCUGGCUCUCAAGACACACUCUGAGGUUUGCAGCCUCAGGACAAAAGCAAGGAUCUGUACUGGUUUUAGAGCUGUCCUUCACUCUUCCUCCCCUGGCUCUCCCCUGUAGAUCUCUGCCUCUAGGCAUGGUGGCAUUCAGAGCUGAAGUCGGGUCAGUUUGUAACAGCUUCUGGUCUUGGUUUGCAGCUCGGCGUUACUCCUUCUGUGGUGGACCCCUUCUGAGCUGACGAGCUGACUCAGAGCCUCCCAGACCCCCUUGCCCUUUUCCAAGCCUACCAUGGUCCUGCAGCUUGGGGACAGACAACGGGACUUAAAACAACCUGGCUUUGCAAGGAUGAUCCUUUAGACUUAUUUUGGAGGUGAAAACCCCUCUGCUGAGAAAGGAGAGCCAAAGACCAUGAACUAUUUAAACAAACUCCACAGUCAGAACUGCAAUUGGACUAUUUUAAAAGAGUCAAAUGACGUCAUGAACCGUGAUGCAAAACCACUGGCCUUCUUACAAGGGACAGAGGAAAUUGUGGUUAUUUCGCUGGUGUGAAUAUAUAUUUUUUUUUAUGGAGGUGAAAAUUAUUUCUUGACUUCAACAUGGGAAAAACUAAUGUAGCAGUUUUGAACUGGAAUCUUACUUUACAAUUCAGAAAAGGAAAAGGAGAAGAAACUGGAACUCACUAACAUUUUUUGGACUACUGAGGAGCUAGUCAGAUUUUUCAGCAUUGUGGUUAUGAAUGGCAAGCGCCGAGCUUGGGCCACCUGCCUUGGGCUUACAGAAGUGCAGCUGUUCCGCGGACAACUGUUCAAACUCCAGAAAUAUGAAAACCAAGGUGGCACUUGUCAGAAUUUGACAUAACAUUUGCAUUGAAUGUGUAAUGGUUGUUUGUUUUCUUUUUCUUUUCUUUUCUUUCUUUUUUUUUUUUUUUUUUUUAACAAGAAAUAUUUUAUGGUGAAAACAAAACCCUCUUAAAGAAGGGGGAGAAAGGAAACCCGGGAAAAACUGCCCGCCCUCAACCUGGCAACCUUUAAGGGGAACAUCAGAAGGAUAGGCACUUGUGGGACAAUAGGUCUGGGUUGCCUCUAACGCUUCCCUUUGUCUACUUGUUGCUGUCAUUUUGUCACUUUAAUAAUUGUCUUGCUUUGGUUUGAAAGGUGGAAUAAGAUAUCUAUUUAACGGUAGGAAAGCUGCAUUAAAGGUAUUCCUUCUUUCA